Messenger RNA from Leguminivora glycinivorella, 1803 nucleotides. RefSeq lists its product as uncharacterized. The transcript is spliced from 2 exons. The record is from RefSeq and is a predicted model, not a curated record. Lineage: Eukaryota; Metazoa; Arthropoda; Insecta; Lepidoptera; Tortricidae. Bases 277 to 1134 code for a protein of 285 amino acids.
CGGCCUGCUUGGCUAGCAAUUGACCGCGCGCCUGCGCGAUACGCCACCACCGCUGCCGUGGCAACGAGGAAAAACGGUUACUUCAACUGAGAGCUAAAAUCGGGUUUCGCAAUUUCUCGUUGCAUAUAAAUAAUUAUAAAUACUGUAACAUUAUGUACAUAUCUUUAAUGUAAAUACAUCUGUAAAUAGCAUCUGCGUAUCUUUCCUGUAAGUACUACCAUCCUUACCUGCAUACCUGCUAGCACUCCACAUUGGUGACCAUCCGACAGCACGAAGAUGUCGAAGGAAAAUUUAAGUAAGGAGUGUGUGGACGCGACCGAGGAGGCGCAGGUAUGUAAGGUUGGCGUCCGCGUACCGCCGUUCAACGCGGACGAGCCCGCACUGUGGUUCGCGCAAAUAGAAGCUCAAUUUCAACUUUCAAAGAUCACACAGGAUGAUACAAAAUUUUAUUACGUCGCCGGGCAGCUGGAGGCGCGGUAUGCGAUGGAGGUAAAAGACGUAAUAACUAACCCUCCCGCUGCCGAUAAAUAUGGAAAAAUUAAGGCGGAACUAAUUCGGAGACUCUCCGCGUCUCAGGAAAAACGAACGCGGCAAUUAUUAGUUCAUGAAGAACUCGGCGACCGUAGCCCGUCCCAAUUUUUACGACACUUGCAGAAUCUUGCCGGUACCGCUGCGACUUCGGAACUUCUACAAACAAUCUGGUGCGAUCGUUUGCCACAUAAUGUGCAGACUAUACUUGCGUCGCAGUCUGACCAGUCUUUAGAUAAGCUCGCCGAUCUAGCUGACAGGGUGUACGAGUUAGCUCCAUCGACGCCCCGCGCUCCACAGGUAGCGACUACUUCUGCCACCUAUACAGCGUGUCCAGUUUCGCCCACCGACGCCUUGAUGCAACAAGUCAACGAACUAACCAGGCAAGUAGCUAUGUUAACUAGUCAGUAUCAAAGAGGACGCACAAACUCACGCUCGCGCUCCGCGUCAAGAUCUAGAAGACAUAGCCGCUCUCGCUCAAGGAUGUCACAGCCGCCGCCAAACCAUCCACACUGUUUUUACCACUUCAACUUUGGCGAAAAAGCACACAAAUGUAGUAAGCCCUGCAACUUUGAAUCGGGAAACUCCCCGGGCGGUCGGAACUAGCGGCCAGCGACUGCCCUACCUCCAAAUCUGGCCGUCUAUUUGUCACCGAUCGGACUUCAAAAAUACAGUAUCUCGUGGACACAGGAUCCGAUUUAUGUGUUUUUCCCCGGUCGGCUGUCAAGACGCCAUGCCCUCAAUCGAAGUUUGACCUAGUGGCAGCCAACAACUCCGUCAUCCACACCUAUGGACCUAUGCUACUUACCAUCGACUUAGGUCUAAGAAGAGCUUUUCCGUGGAACUUCACUAUAGCCGAUGUGUCAAAACCGAUCAUUGGAGUAGAUUUCCUCAUCUAUUACGACUUGCUGGUAGACUGCCGGAACCGUCGCUUAAUAGACAACCUUACGUCACUUUCGGUAGGCGCUAUUCCCUACAAGUCGUCCGAUAAUAUAGCUUCUAUCAAAACUGUUGCCGGCGAUACACAAUUUCACGACAUUUUACGCGAAUAUCCCGCCAUCACAAAACCACCAGGUAGGCACUCUCCGUCAAAACAUAACACAGUUCACUUCAUCAAGACCACGCCCGGACAGCCAGUAUCCUGCAAGCCUCGCCGCUUAGAUCCGACGCGAAUGCAGGCUGCGAAGAAGGAGUUCGAGGAUAUGCUAGCAUCUGGCAUAGCUCGGAGGUCGCAAAGUCCCUGGUCUAGUGCACUUCACUUGGUAAAGAAAAAGA